This is a messenger RNA of Hippocampus comes (tiger tail seahorse), 3633 nucleotides long. It is a transcript of the gene polr3b, whose product is annotated as polymerase (RNA) III (DNA directed) polypeptide B. NCBI's taxonomy places the organism in Eukaryota, Metazoa, Chordata, Actinopteri, Syngnathiformes, Syngnathidae. Gene Ontology annotation, molecular function: DNA binding; DNA-directed RNA polymerase activity; ribonucleoside binding. Gene Ontology annotation, biological process: DNA-templated transcription. The record is from RefSeq and is a predicted model, not a curated record. Bases 92 to 3490 code for a protein of 1132 amino acids. The transcript has 29 exons.
CGGAUGUGUUAUAGUGAAACACACAAUUGGAGGCAUGCUGCAGCGACUUCCGACAGCAAAUCAACACUAACAAAAAAGAUUUAAAGUCAGGAUGGAGUUGCUUGGAGGCGAGUUUUGUAACAUGUCCCAGCAGGAGCUGGCGGCUCCUGUCAGCACUGUAGAGGAAAAAUGGAAGCUGUUGCCUGCGUUUUUGAAGGUGAAAGGCUUGGUGAAGCAGCACAUCGACUCAUUCAAUUAUUUCAUCAAUGUGGAGAUCAAGAAAAUCAUGAGCGCCAACGAGAAGAUAACAAGUGACGCGGACCCGAUGUGGUACAUCAAGUAUCUCAAUAUCUACAUUGGUAUGCCUGAUGUAGAAGAGAGCUUCAACGUAACCCGGCCAGUCUCCCCUCAUGAGUGUCGUCUCAGAGACAUGACCUACUCGGCACCCAUCACCGUGGACAUUGAGUACACACGCGGCAGCCAGAGAAUCAUCCGCAAUGCUCUGCCCAUUGGAAGGAUGCCCAUCAUGCUGCGAAGCUCCAACUGUGUCCUCACAGGAAAGACACCCUUGGAGUUCUCCAAACUCAACGAAUGUCCCCUUGAUCCAGGUGGUUAUUUCAUUGUGAAAGGUCAAGAGAAAGUCAUUCUGAUCCAGGAGCAGCUGUCCAAGAACAGGAUAAUUGUGGAGCAGGACAGGAAAGGUGCAGUGGGAGCCUCAGUUACCAGCUCCACCCAUGAGAAGAAAAGUAGAACAAACAUGAUUGUGAAACAAGGACGAUUCUACCUGAAGCACAACACGCUGACGGAGGAUGCGCCCAUCGCCAUUAUAUUCAAGGGAAUGGGUGUGGAGAGUGACCAGGAGAUCGUACAGAUGAUUGGGACAGAGGAGCACGUCAUGGCCAGCUUCGCCCCAAGCUUGGAGGAGUGUCAGAAAGCCCAAAUAUUUACACAAACCCAGGCUCUGAAGUACCUUGGGAAUAAAGUGCGCAGGCAGCGCAUGUGGGGAGGACCCAAGAAAACCAAAAUGGAAGAGGCCAGGGAACUGCUGGCGUCAUUGAUUCUCACACACGUGCCUGUCAAAGAAUUUAACUUCAGAGCCAAGUGUAUUUACCUGGCAGUGAUGGUACGCAGGGUGAUUCUGGCUCAAGGGGACAACAAGGUGGACGACAGAGAUUACUAUGGCAACAAACGUCUCGAGUUGGCCGGACAGCUUCUGUCCCUGCUCUUUGAAGACCUGUUCAAGAAGUUCAACUCUGAGCUGAAGAAGAUUGCCGACCAGAUCAUCCCCAAACAGAGGGCGGCACAGUUUGAUGUGGUCAAGCACAUGAGACAGGACCAGAUCACCAACGGCAUGAUCAACGCCAUUUCCACUGGGAAUUGGUCAUUGAAAAGGUUCAAGAUGGACCGUCAGGGUGUGACGCAGGUGUUGUCUCGCCUCUCCUACAUUUCGGCUCUGGGCAUGAUGACCCGGAUUUCCUCGCAGUUCGAGAAGACCCGCAAAGUUAGCGGGCCGCGGUCGCUGCAGCCCUCGCAGUGGGGCAUGCUGUGCCCGUCCGACACACCUGAAGGCGAGGCUUGCGGGCUGGUGAAGAACUUGGCUCUGAUGACGCACAUCACCACCGACAUGGAAGACGGUCCCAUCAUCAAGCUGGCCUUCAACCUGGGUGUUGAGGACGUCAACCUGCUGUGUGGAGAGGAGCUCUCUUACCCCAGCGUCUUCCUCGUCUUCCUCAAUGGAAACAUUCUCGGCGUCAUUCGCGACCAUCCCAAGCUUGUUAGCACCUUCAGGCUGAUGCGCAGGGCUGGAUUCAUCAACGAGUUUGUGUCCAUCUCCACCAAUAUGGCCGACCGCUGCGUGUACAUCUCAUCGGAUGGAGGACGCCUCUGCAGGCCGUACAUUAUUGUGAAAAAGGGUCAACCCAUGGUAAAAAACAAACACAUUGAGGAUUUGUCGCAAGGCUACAGAUCGUUUGAGGACUUCCUGCACGAAGGUUUGGUGGAGUACUUGGAUGUCAACGAGGAGAAUGACUGUCAAAUCGCCCUUUACGAGCACAUGAUAGACAAAGACACAACACACUUGGAAAUCGAGCCCUUCACGCUUCUGGGGGUGUGCGCCGGCCUCAUUCCCUACCCCCACCACAACCAGUCGCCCAGGAACACAUACCAGUGCGCUAUGGGCAAGCAGGCCAUGGGUACGAUUGGCUACAACCAGAGGAACCGCAUUGACACGCUGAUGUACCUGCUGGCAUACCCGCAGAGGCCUAUGGUCAAAACCAAAACCAUUGAGCUGAUCGACUUUGAGAAGCUUCCUGCUGGUCAGAACGCUACCGUGGCCGUGAUGAGCUACAGCGGCUACGACAUCGAGGACGCACUGGUCCUCAAUAAAGCAUCGCUGGACAGAGGUUUUGGUCGUUGUCUGGUGUACAAAAACGCCAAGUGCACCCUUCGGCGUUACACCAACCAAACCUUCGAUAAGGUGUUGGGCCCCAUGCUUGAUGCUGCCACCAGGAAGCCCAUCUGGAGACACAACGUCCUGGACGCUGAUGGGAUCUGCUCCCCAGGUGAGCGAGUUGAGAACAAGCAGGUGCUGGUAAACAAAUCCAUGCCGACCGUCACUCAGACGCCACUGGAGGGCAGCACCCAGCCAGGCCAGCCUCAAUACAGAGAAGUGCCCAUCAGCUACAAGGGCUCAACAGACUCAUACAUUGAGAAGGUGAUGAUCUCGUCCAACGCCGAAGACGCCUUCCUCAUCAAGAUUCUUCUCAGGCAAACCAGGAGGCCCGAGAUCGGGGACAAGUUCAGCAGUCGGCACGGACAGAAAGGUGUCUGUGGCCUCAUCGUCCCCCAAGAGGACAUGCCUUUCUGUGACACGGGCAUUUGUCCCGACAUCAUCAUGAACCCACAUGGCUAUCCUUCCCGAAUGACGGUGGGGAAGCUUAUCGAGCUGCUGGCCGGCAAGGCGGGAGUCCUGGACGGACGCUUCCACUACGGGACGGCUUUCGGGGGCAGCAAAGUGAAGGAUGUGUGCGAGGACCUGAUCCGCUAUGGAUACAACUACCAGGGGAAGGACUACGUUACCUCUGGCAUCACUGGUGAGCCACUAGAGGCAUACAUCUACUUUGGACCCGUGUAUUACCAAAAACUGAAGCACAUGGUCUUGGACAAGAUGCACGCCCGAGCGCGUGGUCCCCGAGCCGUCCUGACCAGGCAGCCGACAGAAGGUCGCUCUCGAGACGGAGGUUUGCGUCUGGGUGAGAUGGAGCGCGAUUGUCUGAUCGGUUACGGCGCCAGCAUGUUGCUGCUGGAGCGCCUCAUGAUCUCCAGCGAUGCCUUUGAGGUGGACGUGUGCGGGCAGUGUGGCCUUCUGGGUUAUUCUGGCUGGUGUCACUACUGCAAGUCGUCAUGUCACGUGUCGUCGCUGCGCAUCCCCUACGCUUGCAAGCUGCUCUUUCAGGAGCUGCAGUCCAUGAACAUCAUCCCCCGACUCAAGCUGUCGCGCUACAACGAAUAGCAGCACCAGGGAAACAGGCAAACGCCUAACAUUUCUUUUUCUCACACUUUUUUUUUUUUUGUUCUUCGAUGUGGAUAAUAUUUCUGCAGUAUGAUCAUAGUUUGUGUACAUAAUAAAUACUUGACAUUGUUUCUCACAUGCAA